CGAGCAGUUUAGAGGUGCAGACGCUCUGUUGGUGGCUUUAAAGGCAUUUUCUCCUGAUGCAGCUGUGAUUUCUCCACGAGUCUCUUCUGACAAAGAAAUCUAGAGGACGACAUGAAAGAAGAAGAAAUGGCCCGUUCUCAGGGACUGCUGACAUUCAGGGAUGUGGCCAUAGAAUUCUCUCAGGAGGAGUGGGGACGCCUGACCCACACUCAGCGGGAACUGUACAGGGAUGUGAUGUUGGAGAACUAUGGACACCUCCUCUUCCUGGGUCUCGUUGUGUGGAAGCCAGACCUGGUCAUCUUUUUGGAGCAAGAGAAGCAGCUCUGGGAUGUGAAGAGAAAGGAGUCAGUAGCCUUCCAUCCAGCUGUAUCUUCACAUGGCACCCAGAGUUUCCUGCCAACAUUGUGCAUGGAAGCUUCUUUCCAAAACGUAGCGGUGCGUAGAUAUAAACAUACUGCCCUGGAGAAUCUACACUUCAUGGUAGACUGUAACGAUAAUGGGGAGAGUGAAGAGCAUCAAAUAUAUCAUGAAGGACAUAUCCAGACUGAGACAACUGCGCAUAAUAUGAACAUCACUGCCCAAAAUGGUGAAGGGUAUAAAACAUUUUGGAAAACAUCCCUUCUUAAGUCUGCUACUUCUGCAAAGCAGUGUCUUUCUAUAUAUAAGGGCUCAAAUCAAAUGAUUAAACAUACAUAUUUGCAGAACGAAAAGUUGGAAAAUCUGGAAAGUUGCCUAGUCCGUGCUGAAAAUAAUUAUUUCAACCAUUUUGAAAGUAGGAUUGGAUUGACCUUUGAGUCAAAUAUUUCUGAAAAUCAGAGAUUUAAAAUUGAAGAACAAAGUGCUGAGUGGGAUUCAUUUGAGAGGUCCUUCACCGAGGAGUUAACUCUUCAAAAUUACCAGGGUAUUUUCAAUGAAAACAAUAUUGCUCAAUGCAGUGAAUCUGAGGAAAAAUUUAACCCGGGUUCAAGUGUUAGUACAUGUCUGAGGACUCAUUUUCCAGAGAACCAUUAUGAACUUGAUAAAUGUGUGGAAGUCUUUUAUCAAAGCUCCAACCUUAUUAUACAUAAUAGUAUCCCUAUGGAAGAGAAUCAUUAUGAAUAUAAUGAAUGUGAGAAAGCUCUUAACCAGUCCUCCAGUGUUGGUGAUCAUCAGAGUAUCCAUGUGGGAAAAGACUCCUACAGAUGUUAUAAACCUGGGAAUAUGUUCAGUCAGUCAUCAAGACUAAAUAUACAUAAUACGAUCGGAACUGAACAAAAAAGUUACAUUUGUAAGGAAUGUGGCAAAGCCUUUGACUGGCACUCCACCCUGUGUCAACAUCAGCCAAUGUAUAUGGGAGGAAAAGCUUACAAAUAUGAAGAAUGUGGUAAGGUGUUUAUCCACCACUCACACUUUACUCAACGUGACAGAAUUCGUACUGGAGAGAAAAUCUACCAAUGUAAAGAAUGCGGCAAGUGCUUUAACCAUCACUCAAAUCUUAGUCGACAUUACAGAAUUCAUACUGGAGAGAAACCUUACCAAUGUAAAGAAUGUGGCAUGGCCUUUAACCAGCACUCAGUGCUUACUCGACAUCACAGAAUUCAUACUGGUGAGAAACCUUAUCAAUGUAAAGAAUGUGGCAAGGCCUUCAACCAGCACUCAAACCUUACUCAACAUCACAGAAUUCAUACUAGAGAGAAACCUUAUCAAUGUAAAGAAUGUGGGCAAGUCUUUAACCAUCACUCUAGCCUUACUCAACAUCACAGAAUUCACAGUGGAGAGAAACCUUAUCAAUGUAAAGAAUGUGGCCAGGCCUUUAACCAGCACUCAAACCUUACCCGACAUCACAGAAUUCAUACUGGAGAGAAACCAUUCAUAUGUACGGAAUGUGGUCAGGCCUUUAACCGUCACUCACACCUUACUCGACAUCACAGAAUUCAUACUGGAGAGAAACCUUACCAAUGUAAAGAAUGUGGCAAGGCCUUUAACCAGCACUCAAAGCUUACUGAACAUCACAGAAUUCAUACUGGAGAGAAACCUUACAUAUGCAAAGAAUGUGGCAAGGCCUUUAACCGGCACUCACACCUGACUCGACAUCACAGAAUUCAUUUUGGACAGAAACCUUACAUAUGUAAGGAAUGUGGCCACGCUUUUAUCCAGCACUCACACCUGAGUCAACAUCACAGAAUUCAUACUUGAGGGAAACCUUACCAAAGUAAAGAAUGUGGGAAGGCCUUUAAUCACUGUUCAUCCUUUACUCAUUAUCACAGAAUUCAUAGUGGAACAAACCUUACAAUUUUAAGGAAUGUGAGAAAACUUUAAAGACGACUCACCCCUUACUCCACAUCAGAGAAUUCAUAGUGGAGAGGAACCAUAAAAUUGUAGAGAAUGUGGAAAGGCUUUUAAGCGAUGCUAUUCCUGAUCAGAGAAAGUGUAUUGGGGAAGAUUUUGGAAUAUGAAGAGUUUUGCAAGCCCUUUAUUCAGAGGUCACGUUUCAUUCAACAUCACAGAAUUCAUACUGGGGAAGAACUUUUAAAUGUAAAGAACAUGGGAAGGCUUUUAGAACUGCUCAACCCUUUGCAGCAUCUCAGAGUUUAUACUGAGGAAAAACAUUACAAAGGUAAAGGGUAUCAUUAGCCUCUAGCUGGAACUCAUAAUUUACUCAACAUCAUAGCUAUCAUACAGCAUAGAUAAGUGUAAGAUGUAGAGAAAGUUGCAGUGCCUUUAACUGGAAUUCAGUCUAUACGCAGUAUCCCAAAAUACACACUGGAUUCAAACCCUAAAAACAUCAUGAUUGAGGAAAGACCUUCAUUUUAAAUUUUCACUGUAGCAAACACCAGAGAGUGCAUACAGGUAAGUUACUUGAAAGAUGUAAAUAUUUAGAAAUGUAUGUAAGUAAACAUCAAGUGUCAAUAAAUAUCAUAGAAAUCAAGUAGAAAGCAGUACAUGAGUCAAUCUAUUCAGAUGUUACAUCAAAAUACUUAUUAUAAGGACUAAUACAAAGUUAAACACUUAGAAAAUGGGUAUGCUAUUACGCUUCAAAAGAACAAGUGGAUGGAUUUUUGCAUAGAUAUAAUGAAUUUUUCAAUAUGUCCUUGUUUUUUAUUUUGUUG
This is a messenger RNA of Enhydra lutris kenyoni (northern sea otter), 3089 nucleotides long. RefSeq names its product putative protein ZNF720. Gene Ontology annotation, biological process: negative regulation of transcription by RNA polymerase II. The coding region runs from base 112 to 2175 and encodes 687 amino acids. The transcript is spliced from 4 exons. Gene Ontology annotation, molecular function: DNA-binding transcription repressor activity, RNA polymerase II-specific. Lineage: Eukaryota; Metazoa; Chordata; Mammalia; Carnivora; Mustelidae. The record is from RefSeq and is a predicted model, not a curated record.